CGCUCAACUCAAGACAUGCAAGAUGACGCUCCCCGCGGAUGUAAAAUUGCAGCUUGAACAAGCUGUGCUUGCCGGUAAAGAAUUCCACAAGUUGUACUAUGAAAAGUUUGACAAGAGAAGAAAUUUGUUAAACAAGCUGUACAUGGAUUCAGCUACAAUGGUUUGGAACGGCAACCCAUUGCAGGGCUCAGAAGCUAUCCUGAAGUUUCUUGAUCAAUUACCCACCAGCGACCACACCAUUGACACCCUGGACUGCCAACCGAUACCAGCUGUGGUCACACAAGGUCAAACGUCACUGAUGGUCAUUGUCGGUGGACGGGUCAAAUUUGAAGGGACAAAAGAGACCUUCAGUUUCACGGAAAACUUCAUGCUGACGACGCAAGGCGGCGUCUGGAAGAUUGCCAGCGAUUGCUUCAGAUACCAGGAAUGAAGGGAUUAUCGAGAUGCCUCUGGAUGUGAACAUCAGAGGGCGCCAGACUCUUAGCAUGUGGAAUAAAUACGUCAGGUGUAAACAAGUGCCCACCUCAAACAGAAAUGGACAAGAUUCAAAAUCUAUAUUCCAGAGCCAAACUAAGAACCGAGGAAGCACACGGCGCGUGGAUUUGAUCUGAGCUUGAGGGCGCCAAACUAUUACUGGAGAUCAAGCAUAUGCACGACCUGCAUGCUUGCAAAAUGUCAGGGUCUUUAGUACAGCCUGUAUUUCCCAAAUGCACGUAUUGAUGUUUGCACAUGUUAGAGGCUUUGAAUUCAGCAACUGAGGUACGUGUUGUCACAAGUGGUGACCACUUGACACCAUGAAAAUGUUCCGGCACAUAGUUUUACAAUUUUUUUUCCAAACAUUAUUUAGUUUAUUGUUUCAAGAAAUACAAAGCAAAAAGUAAAGAAAUCUUAAAGAUUGGUUACAUUCCUUGUUCUAAAAAGCUACACAUGUGGUGAAAUGUUUUUGGUUUUUUUGUUUCAAUACACAAAUGGUUAUACAUGCAACAUGGUCGCAAUUUGUUUUUUAAAGAAUGCGGUAAGGAAAUGACAAUUUACAUUUGAAGGUGGUAAAAGAUGUUGGGAUAUAAUAUGACCACAAUGCACCUCUCUUGAUUUUUUAUCAAAUCGAUAUGAAAUCGCAGAAUGAAUGUAACACAUACAAAGUUAGAAUUCUAUUUCAAUUUAUCUGAGUAAAUAUUGGGGGGAAAAGAAAAUUCUGUAAAGCACAUUCACCUUUCCAAUUAUUUUGAUAGAAUUAUCCCAAGUGCAUUAUUUUUAAUUUCCUGUUUAUCUUGAGCCAACAAAAAGUAAGAACUGUACAGCAUACGAAAAAAACCAAUGAGGAUUGACCGAGGAUGAAUAUAAACAUUUUACAAUUUGCUUUUCUAAGAA
Messenger RNA from Patiria miniata (bat star), 1371 nucleotides. RefSeq names its product NTF2-related export protein 2-like. Gene Ontology annotation, biological process: protein import into nucleus. The record is from RefSeq and is a predicted model, not a curated record. Gene Ontology annotation, cellular component: nuclear pore central transport channel. The transcript is spliced from 4 exons. The coding region runs from base 23 to 430 and encodes 135 amino acids. Lineage: Eukaryota; Metazoa; Echinodermata; Asteroidea; Valvatida; Asterinidae.